AUGCUGCUCCGUUCAUUGUUCCGUACUGCGUCAAAUGCAUGUGCGUCGCCGUUAGUAGCUGCUACUAGCCUCAAGACCGGCAUUACGCAAAUAUCUCACUUUUCGGACGCUCGGACGAUGCACGGUACAACGAUCCUGUGCGUCCGAAAAGGUGGCAAAGUGUGUUUAAUUGGUGACGGUCAAGUAUCACUAGGACAUACUGUGGUUAAAGCCAAUGCAAAGAAAGUUCGACGGAUUGGAGAGCACAUUGUUGCAGGUUUUGCUGGCUCCACGGCCGAUGCUUUUACGCUCAUGGAGCGUCUUGAAGCCAAAUUGGAUGAAUAUCCGGGUCAACUCACUCGCUCGUGUGUUGAGUUGGCUAAAGACUGGCGUACGGACAAGUAUUUACGUCGUCUAGAAGCUAUUCUUAUUGUUUCGGACCUGAAGCAAUCGUACACGUUGACGGGUAAUGGAGAUGUGCUGGAGCCCAAUGACGGGAUCAUUGGCAUUGGCUCGGGAGGCACCUAUGCUCUUGCGGCUGCUCGUGCACUUAUUGACCAAGAUCUGGACGCGGAGACGAUUGCUCGCAAAUCGAUGCAGAUUGCUGCUGAUAUCUGCGUUUACACGAAUGGGAAUGUUGUGGUAGAGAUGUUGGAGAAAGGGAAGGAUGAUGGUGAAAAAGACAAGGAGAACAAGAAGUAG
Molecule: messenger RNA, 681 nt
Organism: Peronospora farinosa
Lineage: Eukaryota; Oomycota; Peronosporomycetes; Peronosporales; Peronosporaceae
Source: the annotation of a GenBank genome assembly